UUGAUCCAAAGUAAUGAACAUUUUCCAAAUAUGUUACCAGGCCAUAUAAUUAAAAAAAAAUUGACACUUGAAGUGACUUUGAAGUUUGACAUUGACAUCAUAUAGGCCGCUGCACCUAUAUUAGACAUAUACAAAGUUACUAAAAAUCAAAGGAUAGUUUUACCUAAGGACAUGUAUUAACUUGGCCCAAUAAUUGUAUUCUAACAGUGGCAAUUUGAAUCUACAUUUUAUGUAUUCAUAAAGGUGCCGCCUGGGGUAAACUAAAAUGAAUGGUAUUAAGCCCCAGUUAGUUGAUUUGAAAAAAUAACAAGAACUUCCUUAAACCUGUUAAAUUUUAAUAUUUAAUUCGUAAUAAUGUGACUACAACGCAUUAUUAUGUAAUAUUUACGCAAAUAUAAAAUUUAAUCUAUUUGCUUUGGUUGUGAUGUUAUUUUUUACCCCGAUAUGGGAAAGUUCAGCACAUACAGGUAUUUAGAGUUAAAAGAUAGCAGCUCUUCAGGGCCAGUGAGCUCGAGGGGCAUCUCACUAAAGCGGCCGCGCCGUCUCAAGCGGGUCUUCAUCCUGCUCAUAGUGGUGGCCGUCUGCGGGACUUACCUCAUGGGACUGCUGGCGGGUCAGCCGCGCUGGUUGGACGGGCUGGCCAAGAGUCUGGGUUACGAGAGUGCGCACCAUUACGCCGUGGUCAUCGAUGCAGGCUCCUCCGGCACCAGGGUGCUCGCCUACAAGUUCCGUGUUCCCUUCGCAGUAUUCGGUGAGCCGAGCUUGGACCUGGUAGAGGAAUACUUCGAGCAAUCCAAGCCAGGUCUGUCUUCAUACGUGGACGAUCCAGAGAAGGGCGCGGAGAGCGUGGUGAGACUAGUGCGCAAGGCGGAGGUGCUGACGCCGGUGGCGGAGCGUUCGCGCACGCCGCUCCUGGUGCGCGCCACCGCCGGCCUGCGUCUGCUGCCGCCGCACAAGGCGCAGCGCCUGCUCGACCACGUCGCCCGCGCGCUCGCACGGAUGGGGUACGCGGCGGCCGAGGGCGGUGCCGACGUGCAAAUCAUGGACGGGUCCGAUGAGGGCGUCUUCAUCUGGUACACCCUCAACCUGCUGCAUGAUCUGAUGUCGGGCGAGACGAUGGCCGCGCUGGACCUGGGCGGCGGCUCGACGCAGAUCACCUUCCAGCUGGAGGCGGAGGAAGCGGAUGAGGCGGCGCGCGCCGAGCCCGCGGACACUCGCGUCGUGCGCGCCGGCGCCGCCAACCGCACGCUCUACACGCACAGCUACCUGCGCCUCGGCCUGCUGGCGGCGCGCCACGGCGUGCUGCGCCGCGAGGCCGCCGCCGACCGCGACAACUUCACCACCGUCUGCGCCGACCCCAUCGUGCAGGCCGAGCCCUGGACCUACGCCAACCGCCGCCACCUCGUCAGCGGCGCGCCGCGCCCGCCCGCCAUGAAGCGCGAGGCCGCCUACGAGCGCUGCCACGCCCUCGUGCGCGCCCACACGCUGGCCGAGCUGGGCCGCCCGCCGCCGCGCGCGCCGCCCGCCGCCGCCGCCAUGAGCUACUUCUACGACGUGGCGGCCGACGCCGGCCUCAUCGACGUGAUGGCGGGCGGCCGCGUCUCCGUGGCGCAGUACCGCGCCGCCGCCGUGCGCGCCUGCUCCGCCGCCAACGUGGACCAGCCCUGGGCCUGCCUCGACCUCACCUUCGUCACCGCGUUGCUGCACGACGCCUACGGCAUCCGCGACGACGACAGCGUCUCGUUGUUCAAGAAGGUGAACGGGCACGAAGUGUCGUGGGCGCUGGGGCUGGCCUACACCACGGUGCGCGCCCGCCUCGCCGCCGCGCCCCACGCGCCCCACGCGCCCCCCGCACCCGGCGCGCCCGCCGCCUAA
Messenger RNA from Papilio xuthus (Asian swallowtail), 1875 nucleotides. It is a transcript of the gene NTPase, whose product is annotated as ectonucleoside triphosphate diphosphohydrolase NTPase. Bases 445 to 1875 code for a protein of 476 amino acids. The record is from RefSeq and is a predicted model, not a curated record. Lineage: Eukaryota; Metazoa; Arthropoda; Insecta; Lepidoptera; Papilionidae. The transcript has 8 exons. Gene Ontology annotation, molecular function: hydrolase activity.